GACGUUCCAAUUUCCCACAAACCCGCCAGAAAUGACAAAAAUCCUUCUAAAACCCUAAAACGUCUCUCUCCCUCACUCUCUCUAAAGAACUGAGAGGUGGAAACGAAUCUCCAUUUCCAUUUAUUUUAAUUCACAAUAGAUUUUCACUUCACAUCUUGUGGAGUCGAGUGAGGCCCUGAAUCACUGUUGCUCCAAUGGCGCUCACAAGCGCCAGUGAGUUGAUUAUCUCAUACUCUUCGCUUUCCACUGGGCUCCGUCACAGCACAUUGUCUCGAAAUGUCCUCAAUACUUGGUUUUCUCCAAACGCUCUACGAAGAGACAGCUCAAGACGACCCCGUUCAGGGUUUUGCUGUGCUUCUUCGUGCUCGUUCGUCCCUGUGGAGGCGGCUAAGAUUAAGGUGGUGGGUGUUGGAGGGGGCGGCAACAAUGCUGUUAAUCGCAUGAUUGGCAGCGGAUUACAUGGUGUUGAUUUCUAUGCCAUAAACACAGACUCUCAAGCUCUAUUACAGUCCGCAGCUGAUAACCCACUUCAAAUUGGAGAACUUUUGACUCGUGGACUAGGCACUGGUGGGAAUCCACUUCUAGGAGAACAGGCUGCAGAGGAAUCAAGAGAAACCAUUGCAAAUGCUCUUAAGGGCUCAGACCUUGUUUUUAUAACAGCCGGAAUGGGGGGUGGCACAGGUUCAGGGGCAGCUCCGGUUGUUGCCCAAAUAUCAAAAGAGUCAGGUUAUCUGACUGUUGGCGUGGUUACCUACCCUUUCAGCUUUGAAGGACGUAAGAGAUCCCUGCAGGCAUUGGACGCCAUUGAAAAGUUACAAAGGAAUGUUGAUACCCUUAUUGUGAUUCCCAAUGAUCGUUUGUUGGAUAUUACUGAUGAACAGACACCCCUUCAGGAUGCUUUCCUACUUGCUGAUGAUGUUCUCCGUCAAGGAGUCCAAGGAAUUUCUGAUAUAAUCACUAUACCUGGACUGGUUAAUGUGGAUUUUGCAGACGUAAAGGCAGUCAUGAAGGACUCUGGAACUGCAAUGCUUGGAGUGGGGGUUUCCUCCAGCAAAAACCGUGCAGAAGAAGCAGCUGAACAAGCUACUUUGGCUCCCUUGAUUGGAUCAUCAAUCCAGUCUGCUACAGGGGUUGUGUACAAUAUUACUGGAGGAAAGGACAUAACCUUGCAAGAAGUGAAUAGAGUGUCUCAGGUGGUUACAAGUUUGGCUGAUCCAUCUGCCAACAUAAUAUUUGGGGCUGUUGUGGACGACCGCUACAAUGGGGAGAUUCAUGUGACCAUCAUUGCAACAGGCUUUUCGCAGUCGUUUCAGAAGACACUUCUAACAGACCCUAAGGCAGCUAAGCUGGUGGAGAGAGCAGGUCAAGAAAACGUGGGACUACCCCUUCCCCUGAGGUCGUCAAGCUCACCGCCUGUUGCUCCAUCACGACCACCUUCUCGAAAGCUUUUCUUUUAACCCUUCCUAGUCCAUUACUCUUUUUUUAUUUUUUCUAUUUGGUGUGAAUUGGUUUUGUAAUGAUCUUUCUGUGGUAGUAACUAUUUUGUCCUUUCUGGGUCUUCUGCUCUUUCAUCACUUUAUGAUCUUUUUCCCCCUAUUCAAAUGCCGAGUUCAAGAGAACAAAAAUUAUUAAUCAUUGAGUUCUUUAUAA
Molecule: messenger RNA, 1650 nt
Organism: Malania oleifera
Lineage: Eukaryota; Viridiplantae; Streptophyta; Magnoliopsida; Santalales; Ximeniaceae
Product: cell division protein FtsZ homolog 1, chloroplastic
Exons: 6
Coding region: 195-1457 (420 amino acids)
Biological process (GO): microtubule-based process; cell division; chloroplast fission
Cellular component (GO): chloroplast; microtubule; cytoplasm
Molecular function (GO): GTP binding; GTPase activity
Source: RefSeq, a predicted model, not a curated record